AGCCACUCCCUCCAUCUGUUGUUGAUGUUUCCAUGGUAACAGCUAACUUACCACAGGUGAGUCCAAGGCGAACUACACAGCUGAGGAACCGUGGUGAGAACAACAGAUCAAACAUGAACAACCUCUUCUCCAGGGAUAUUCAGGUAAAGACUAUGGAGCAGACAGUGUUACAUGCUGAGAAGUAUCUGGGUGAAAUCUGCUCCCUGCUGGCCUCCUACACCAGGAAAACAGCCAAACUCAGAGACACGACAGACAAGCUGGUGGCUCAGCUCUUUGACUUCUCCAGAACAGAAGACCCUGAACUUCAGGUUGGCCUGAAAAAUCUAGCGGAAGACCUGGCCAUGGUGCAGGACUACAGGCAGGCUGAGAUAGAAAGACUGGAGACAAGAGUUGUUGGUCCUCUCAAAGCAUAUGGAGAUACUGUUAAGAAUAAAAGGACUGAUCUAAAGAACUUCAACACUGACCUGAAGAGAGAGUUGAAACAGCUGCAGAAACUGGAGAAAAUACGACUAAGGAAUCCAGCAGAUCAACAGAGCAUUAUGACUGGAAGAAGGUUCUCUGAACGGACGAGUCCAAGUUUGAACUCUUGGGCUGAAGUAAAUGCCCAGAGGGCUUCCAACAAUGCACAGCGCAAUGUCAGACAGUUGGAAGAGACAAUCACAGAUUUCCAGAGACAGAAACUGGAGGAUAUCAAAAGGAUUUUCACAGACUUCAUCACAGUGGAGAUGCUGUUCCAUGCUAAAGCACUGGAGGUCUAUACUCACACAUACCACAACCUGGAGGCAGUGAACACUGAAAAGGAUCUGGAGCUGUUCUGUGGACGAAUCAAGAUGUCUGACUCUAUGACAGGACUUCUGAGCACAACUCUGAACAGCCACUCUUCUCCCCUCAUGAGUCACUACCCCAGUCCUCGUCCAGCCUCCCUGGAAGGCCGAACCCUCAGAUCAAUGCUGGCCUUUACCACAGGUCAACAACACCACAGCCAGACCCCAGACAGAGCCAGCAGGAGAGGCAUGGAAGAGAAGCUGGAGCAGGAAGAAGAGGAUGAGGAGGAAGAAGAGGAGUAUGAGUCAGAGACAGAGGAAGAACAGCACACCAUCAGGCAGUCUUAUGCUGCUCAAUAUGCCCAGAUGCACAGAUGGCAGAAGUAACCCUGUCCACAAAAACAUACACAGGCACACAGACAUUAACUAUCUGUAUCUAGAGUUGUAAAUCAGAUGUGUUUUGUUCGGUAGUUCAGUCCAUGCUGAAAUAAGCUUGCUGACAGCUGCUUUUCCACCAGUAGUUUUUUCCACAAUGAGCACUAUGAAAUGUUUUGUUCAGAUAUAAAAAUAAUUCAGACUAUUUGUUAAUGAUCUCUGCCAGAAAACAGUCAGACCCAGUAGGAUAAACCUGGAGGGAUCAGCUUUAUUGAUUAAUGGCAUUUGAAUUUUAAAGGGCAAUUCUUGUCAUUGGUGGUUUCUGCAAAACACUGGAUUAGGAUGAAAAUCCACAAUAAAAUUCCAUGAAAGUUACGUGUGCUGUAUGUUCCUGUACCGCCCUGAGUACUGCACCUUUACUGUACCGCUCCAUGAACAAACUAUUCUUGUGUUCGCACUAGACUUUCAUAGAAAGGUGGACAAUCAUUUAAAAUGGAUGUAAUUGUGCAACUUAGAAUUUCUGGCUUUGACCUAGAGAGGGGAAAAACUGGUUGAUUUGUUUUAAAUCAAAAAUCCAUGCGUUAUCGGUAUUUUUCUCUUUGUUGCAAGUUGAACACUGUGUUGUACCCAAAUAAAAUGCUUUACCAUCAUA
This is a messenger RNA of Amphiprion ocellaris (clown anemonefish), 1791 nucleotides long. RefSeq names its product CBY1-interacting BAR domain-containing protein 2-like. Gene Ontology annotation, cellular component: ciliary basal body; ciliary transition zone. The transcript has 9 exons. Lineage: Eukaryota; Metazoa; Chordata; Actinopteri; Pomacentridae. The record is from RefSeq and is a predicted model, not a curated record. Bases 33 to 1151 code for a protein of 372 amino acids. Gene Ontology annotation, biological process: cilium assembly.